This is a messenger RNA of Pungitius pungitius (ninespine stickleback), 3972 nucleotides long. RefSeq names its product C-X-C chemokine receptor type 2-like. Gene Ontology annotation, cellular component: membrane; external side of plasma membrane. Gene Ontology annotation, molecular function: C-C chemokine binding; C-C chemokine receptor activity. Gene Ontology annotation, biological process: G protein-coupled receptor signaling pathway; positive regulation of cytosolic calcium ion concentration; immune response. The record is from RefSeq and is a predicted model, not a curated record. Bases 1370 to 2452 code for a protein of 360 amino acids. The transcript has 2 exons. Lineage: Eukaryota; Metazoa; Chordata; Actinopteri; Perciformes; Gasterosteidae.
CGCUGCGUUCAUCGGAGCUCCCUCAGAGCCGCUCACAACCAUCUGACUGCACAGCGCCAUCUAGUGUCCACGCCCACAAACUACCAGCCAUGUCUGAUCAGAGUUUUCUUCAUUUAUUUUUUUAAAGCAAUAGGUUUUGCUUGCUAUCACUGGAUUGUGAGUGAAGUCAAACUGUAUAUUUUGCCAGUUCUACUUUAAACUGAAAGCCUUUACGUUGACUAUUCCUCUGAAGCCAUGCGUUGCAACGGCAAAAUGCAGUUUCUUCACUUCCUUUGUUGCACCAAGCACCUAAACACGACCUCUGGGGCCAGUGUCACUGCAUUUGUGUCUGUCACUCUUUGUCCUGGUGUAAAACUAUUCAUAUAAAAGGCUUUAGCAUGGGACCAUUCACCAUUAACAGUCUGUUAUUCUAAAUAACAGCUGUAUUUAGACAACAUGAAAUAAUGUAUUUUCAAAUAGAAUGAAUGUGGUCCAGGAGAAGAGAAUAUAUCCAAAAGUAUCCAUUAUACUUUUUUAACAAAGUGUAAAUCUGUGUAAUUAACUUCCCAAUGUAGUUUUUGCCAAAUGUUUAGAACAUGUUCACGUAAUUCUACUAACUCUGGAAGUUAGACCACACGAGUCGUGCGGCAGGAAAUGUGAUGCUCAUGUGUCAAUACCGAUGCAUGUCAUGAGCCGAGAACUUCCUCUCAAUCAGAAGUCUCAUCAUGUGCUGCAGGGAAUAUGAAAAGAAAACGACACGUCCAUAGAGGCGGCGAUGGUUCAACCGUAGUAUUUUUGGAGGGAAGUAUUGUUGUUUCCACUUGAAUGUCCCAAACACACGAACACAAGGCAACACGAUGUGAGUGUUGGAACCGAAGCGGACUCUUUGUGAUUUACUGCAUCCACUAAACAUCAAUUCCACCCCGUGUUGAUUCUGUAACCCGUGAAGCGGUUUCUCUUUCCAUUUGGAGCGCGUCACGUCUCAUGACAGAUGAUUCAUAUUUUGGGGCUGGAGGGAGGAAUUGUGGUUUAGUAAUAACCAAACAGUGACUGGAGAAAAGUCCUUCUGAUGACACUUGACAAAAAUAGGAAUGAGAAGAAAGUCAAUUUGGGGAGUUACAAUAGUACAAUCCUAAGUAGUCCUGAUCACAGCUUGAGAAGUUAGUAGGGGAGAGCGGUAAACUAUACAUUUUGAAGAACUAAAAUCCUAUUCCCAUAUAGGAAAAAUAAGGCGCAUACCUGCAAUGUGUGUAUUGUGAUUCCUCAUCCAAUCAGAGUGGAGGGUGGAGGGAGGUGUGAUGGGAGGGGGGUGGACACACAGUGUGUGUGUGUGUGUGUGUCCCCUGUCUCCUUGUGACAGACUCAUUGCCUCCCACAGAGAAGACACACAAUGUCCGAACCAAACGCGUCUUUUCUGUUUUUAGACUUCAGCUCCUUUUACGAUUCGUUGAACGUCAGCUACAACGACACGGACUUCAUCCCGGACCCGGACACGGUGCCCUGCGACUCCUUCUCCAUCCCCGACGCGGCGGCGGUGGCCCUCAGCGUCUUCUACGUGCUCAUCUUCCUCCUGGCCAUCCCGGGGAACCUGCUGGUGGGGGUGGUGAUCGGCCUGAGCAAGCAGCCGCUGCCGCCCUCCGACCUGUACCUCCUCCACCUGGCGGUGGCCGACCUCCUGCUGGCCGUCACGCUCCCCUUCUGGGCCACCUCCGUCACCCGCGGCUGGGUGUUCGGAGACGCCGCGUGCAAAGUCGUCACCGUGCUCCAGGAGCUCAGCUUCUACUCGAGCAUCCUCUUCCUCACCUGCAUCAGCAUGGACCGCUACAUGGUGAUCGUGCGCGCGAUGGAGGCGCGCAGGGCCAACAGGCGGCGCGUCAGCUGGGCGCUGUGCGCGGCCGUGUGGGCCGUGGGCGCGCUCCUCUCCACGCCGGGCCUCCUGAACUCCGCCCUGCCGUCCGGGACGUCGAACCAGACGACGUGCCGCGGGCAGUACGAGCAGGGCAGCGCGGACGAGUGGCGGCUGGCCAUCAGGAUGCUGCGCCACACGCUGGGCUUCCUCGCCCCGCUGGCCGUCAUGCUGCCCUGCUACGGGGUGACCGUGCGGCGCCUGCUGCGCGUCCGCGGCGGCUUCCAGCGGCAGCGCGCCAUGAGGGUGAUCGUGUGCGUGGUCGCGGCCUUCCUGCUCUGCUGGACGCCGUAUCACGUGGCGGUGAUGGCGGACACGUUCUUCCGGGCCAAGAUCGUGCCGUACAAGUGCCCGGCGAGGAUGGCGGUGGACCGGGCCAUGUUGGCCACGCAGAGUCUGGGGCUGCUGCACAGCUGCGUGAACCCGGUGCUGUACGCCUUCGUGGGGGAGAAGUUCAGGCGCAGGCUGGGCCACAUCGUGAGGAAGACGGGCCUCGCGGAGAGGACGUCCGUGGCGAGGGGCAGCAGGUCCUCCAUGUCGUCGGAAAUCACGUCCACCGUCAUGUGAGGCCUGGCGGAGACUUUGCUGAUGGACCGCAGGGGUUUGCUGGACUUUACAAAAGUCAGCAGCCGUGUGGGAAGGAAAGCACUUUGAGAAGACUUCCUAUUUUUGUAAACAUUUGGUUCACAAUUUGCCACGUGUGAUGAUUUAAGUUGGUUAACACAUAUCUUUGUACUAUUGUAUGUCCGAGUCCAAUAUAUACUUGUUUUGUACAUAUUUCAAUUCCAAUUGAUCUCUUUAAUAUUUGUUUGUGCAUCUGGCAAUAAACAGCGUUAAGCUGUACUGUUUACAACCAAAGAUUGCUCUCUUCCCUCGUGUGUUAUUCUGAAGAAAACAUUUCAAAACAGUAUUACGAUGUCAAAACAUCCCCUGAUGACGACCUCAGGAUGCAACUGAAACUGAACCGAGAAAAGCAGAAUUACACCGAGAGAGACCGUGGUCAUGUAACAAAAAGCGUCCCUUAAUAAAGAGGAUGCUCCGUCCGGUUUGGGCCAAUGCAGAGGAGAGAGUAGCAGAGUGUUGGGCUCAGAUGAGGAACAUGAACAAUACUCAGCUUCAUUGGGUUAGUUUAAUACAUCCGACAAAACCAAAUCACAACUGGAAGGUUAAUUCAACAAAUGGGAUGUAGGUUACAUCACAACCGAGUGGAUGCAACAGAAGAACAUUUGUAGUCAACAGUUGAUUUGUACUUUUAUACAAACAAACUUUUUUUUCUGUCUGAGUGAGGAGACCAAAGUGGGAGGGACCUGGUUUGAUCAGAGCCAAUAGGAUUGGGUUCACCUGCAGCACAACCUUGGACUCUCCACUGGUUGCAAUGGUUUGAUUUGUAAGGUGACUUCCUUUUCUUUUUGUGCUUUCGAUUGCAGAACAUAGGUGGUGAAGUAAUUUCUUAAGUUAAAAUGACACAACUGCAGAUUUUUUGCUUGUCAAACUUGUGGGAAUAUUUUUAGAAUUCUUAAACAGAUUUAAAGUGUCUUAUUUUGUAACAUUAAAUCGCUGUAUUAAGCUCUUAUGUGUUGCACUCACUUGUUUCAAGCUAUUUUACGUAACGUUUGACACUGAAUGUGGACUUUAUUUUGGGGGAUACAUAUUGUCUCAGUAAACUACUUGUGGCUUGGUCAAUACUGAAAUGCUAAAAACACUUGUUGGCUUGAUUAUCUCUUUUGAAAAUGAUUUAAAAUGAUUUACAUUUUGGGUUUUUAAUUCACAAUAUUGAAAUGCUUCAUCCCCAAUCCUUGCUGAGCGUGCACACCACAUAACGUUAGCUACUUGUAACUUUAGCAAUGUGCUAGUUAGCACUCACAGCUAACUCAAGUGUGUUCGAGCUAAUGCAUAGCAACAAGCUAUUUAGCUUUACUGUUAUGGCAGUAUUUGCUGUUGAAUUGUUAGGUUGACACCAUGGUAGUUUGGACUCUUCUCUGCUAAUGUUACAUGCUAGCAGCAGAGUUUCAUUUGCAUUAGUGCUGUCCAGCGAUUAAAAUGUAAUCAUGAUUAAUUGCAUUUAUGUCAUAGUUAACUCAAAAUGA